AUUCUUAUACUAGUAUAUGAUCCAUAUUGUGCAUGGAUGUUGGUGGCAUUUCUCAUCACACUGGCUAGAGUGUGUAGAGCGGUUGAAACAUGAAGCUGUGCCAUUCCGCGGUGUGUACAGUAGCCCGCCAUAUUUUCCUUCUAGUGUUGGUAAGCGCCAACCCCAGCCAGCCGAUCACAGACGAGGCACAGGGUGAGGUGUUUCUUCAGGAGUAUGACGUCGCGGGCGCCCUGGCUCGCCAGAAGAACUCGGAGGCGGCGUGGAGGUACAACACGAACAUCACGAAGGAGACCCAAGAUCUCAUGAUUGAAGAGCAGUUGAAAUAUUCUAACUUUGUUCUCCACUGGGCCAAGAAUGCUUCACAGUAUGCGUGGCAGGAUUUCCAAAACGUCACCACGAGACGACAGUUUUCAAAAAUCACCAACAUAGGAACCGCGGCCAUGGAGGAUGCCGAGAAACAGCAGAAGCUGCAGAAAGUGAUCGCUAGAAUGAAGACGGUGUACAGUACAGGCAGUGUGUGUUUGACGAACUCGGAGUGCCUUCCUCUUGAACCAGAUCUGGUCCGACUGAUGGCGACGUCACGUGACUAUGACGAGUUGCUCAAAGUCUGGCGGGGUUGGCGUGACGUGUCCGGGAAACUGAUGAAGGACGACUACGCCGAGUUUGUUACCCUUAGCAACGAGGCCAUCAACAUGAGUGGAUAUCGAGACACGGGCGAGUACUGGAAGUCCCUGUACGAGAGCAACUCGUUUGCCAAUGACGUCGAGCAGCUGUUUCUACAGAUGGAGCCGUUCUACCAACAGCUGCACGCGUACACCAAGAGCAAGCUGAAGGAAGUGUACGGCGCGGACAAGUUCCCGCCUACCGGUCACAUCCCCGCCCACAUCCUAGGUAACAUGUGGGCACAGACUUGGAGUAACUUACAGGACAUCCUGGAGCCGUUUCCGGGCAAGGGCAGCAUGGACGUCACAGACGAACUCGUUAAACAGGUCACCCACUUAGACGAGCACGUUACACGUUAUUAUAAUUUAUAAUAUACUUAUUUUACAUUAUCAGGGCCAAAUUUCGUAACAAUAUCAAUAUCAUUGAUCUCUAGAACUACAUCUAAUAAUGUUAAUAUUACUGCUAUCUGAAACUACCCUGUUAAAAAUGUCUAUACUGAUCUCUAGAACUACCCUAUUAACAAUGUCUAUAUUACGUAUCUCUAGAAUUACAGUAAACAAUGUCAAUAUCAUUGAUCUCUAUAACUACAGUAAACAAUGUCAUUGUUACUGUAUAACUACAGUGUAUUAACAAUGUCAUUGUU
Gigantopelta aegis is the source of this 1306-nucleotide messenger RNA. RefSeq names its product angiotensin-converting enzyme-like. The transcript is spliced from 6 exons. Gene Ontology annotation, cellular component: plasma membrane. NCBI's taxonomy places the organism in Eukaryota, Metazoa, Mollusca, Gastropoda, Neomphalida, Peltospiridae. Gene Ontology annotation, biological process: proteolysis. The coding region runs from base 90 to 1034 and encodes 314 amino acids. Gene Ontology annotation, molecular function: metallopeptidase activity; peptidyl-dipeptidase activity. The record is from RefSeq and is a predicted model, not a curated record.